AAAAAAAAACUUUUAGGCUUUUGUGGUUUUUAUCUAAACACUAUGGCUAAAAAUGCAAGCACGGUCUCAGGAAAUUCUAAUUUGCUUGUGGAGGAAGAAGCACAUGACUCUGUGUUGAAGCUGAGAGAAGAACCAUUGGAGCUGAAUGUAAGGGCCAAAAAGAAAAAAAACAAGAAAAGGAAAAACAGGAAUAUGGAAGUAAAUGAAUCAGCUGCAAGGUUUCUUUACUGUGAAACUCCGUCUGAAGAGAGUGAAGGGGUAUUGCCUUCUCCGAGGAUGGUCAAAACAAAGAAGCUUCGCCCUUUCUCAAAAGUGUGGAGCGAUGAAGAUGAAAUCACCAUACUUGAAGGCAUAAUUAGGUUCAAGACAGAAACAGGGCUUGAUGCAGCACAGAAUAUGGUGAUAUUUUAUCCAUUUAUCCGUAAGUCACUUGUUCUCGACGCUACGCUGAUCCAAGUAAGAGAAAAGGUACGCCGUUUUAGAGAAAAAUAUGCAAAAAGCGCUAAGAAUGGAAGUGGUUCUAGAACCGUGCAUGAAGAGAAAUUGUUCCAUUUAUGUGAGGAAAUAUGGACGGUUAAUGCCAAGCAAGAGCCAGAACAGCCUAACUCAUCUAGAACAGGGGAACACCAGAAUCUACUGGUAAAUUGGCAGGGGGAGAAGGAGAAUGUUCCAGAAAUGGGGCAGAGGGAGAAGCUGAAUACUCCAGAGAUUGGGCGGCCUAGACUUAUCCCGGAAACUGGAUUGAGUGGGCAAGCUUUUGAAGCUGUGUUAGAGCGACUAUGGACAGAUAUGGACCUUGUUAUAAAUUCAAAGGCAUAUUUGCACGGAAAUCAAAAGGCAGUUGACAAAAGAGCUCUUGAUCUUUAUUUCGAUUGUUCUAAAUUAAGGAUAAAGUUUGGGACAUUAGUGUAUGAGAAAGCGAGUUCGCCUGAGUUGCGAGAUUCUCCGGAGCUACUGGAACAGGAGGUAUUAAGGAUUUAUCUGGAAAUGAAGAUAGAGCUUAUACAACUGCUUUUAAAUGCUUAUAAUAGUUUCACUAAGGUUGAUGUUGCUGUAGCUGCUCCGGCCAAACACAUGAAGAAAGGGAGGAGAGAAGCUGAGAAUGAAAUUGAGAAGUUAGUGAGUAGAAAGAAGCAGAAGAAACAUGUGGCUGUAGCUCAAGCUGCUGAGAAAAAGAAGAUCGAUGCAAAUAGGAAGGAGAAGAAGAAUAAGAAACAAGAAAGCAGUUCCUCUGAUGAUAGUUUGAAGAAGGAUCAUAGUGAUGAAGCCUGAUCGUGCCCAUCAUCUGUGUUUGUUAUCAAUGACUGAAGCUUAUGGGUUCUGCGUUCUAUAACAAACUGUCUUUGUUUUGUGUUAGCAUUGAUCUAGCUUUUUUGGUUUGUCUGCUAGCAUAUAUGUAUAUUUUUUUGCAGCUACUAAGAUUGGCUCUAGGAUGUUUUAAAGCACAUCUUGAUGCUCCUACCAUCUUGAUUUAGACCUGACAUUGGUUUUCAGACUAAGCCUUUAUAUACAUGUGUUAUAUUUAUAUAUA
Molecule: messenger RNA, 1531 nt
Organism: Lycium ferocissimum
Lineage: Eukaryota; Viridiplantae; Streptophyta; Magnoliopsida; Solanales; Solanaceae
Exons: 5
Coding region: 43-1272 (409 amino acids)
Biological process (GO): regulation of DNA-templated transcription
Cellular component (GO): nucleus
Source: RefSeq, a predicted model, not a curated record